Messenger RNA from Orussus abietinus, 3434 nucleotides. RefSeq names its product fanconi-associated nuclease 1. The record is from RefSeq and is a predicted model, not a curated record. Gene Ontology annotation, cellular component: nucleus. NCBI's taxonomy places the organism in Eukaryota, Metazoa, Arthropoda, Insecta, Hymenoptera, Orussidae. The transcript has 10 exons. Gene Ontology annotation, biological process: interstrand cross-link repair. Gene Ontology annotation, molecular function: 5'-3' exonuclease activity; 5'-flap endonuclease activity; flap-structured DNA binding. The coding region runs from base 709 to 3273 and encodes 854 amino acids.
ACCACCUCCAGGCUGCGCCAUGUACACGAGGAAGCCAUUCAUGACCCCCAGUGCACAAGCUUAUCUGCAAAAUGUCCGACGUUAAACAUUUAAAGCGUUGUGUUCGAAUGUAAUUAAUACUUUGGCAAGGUACAACUUGAUUUACUCUAAAUAACUUUGUAAUAAGUAAUAUCUGUAAGUGAGCAAUUAAGUACGUGGAUACGCAGAGAAAUAUUAUGUAUGCAAUGAAUAAUAAAUCAUUUAUAUCGUGUGACUUGUUACGUGAAAAAUCUCAUCGAAGGAUGUGGAGUCCAUCAACAAUGUCACGGUGAAGCGCAUCUAUAAAAGCAAGUAUUAUGUGCUCCCGUAGUAUAAAAAUUGCAUUUAUCUAUUUUCCUUCGCAUUUAUUCAAUGUGGAACUAGAAUUUCUACCAAUGUAUACAAGUGGCUCCAUCUCCCGCACCUACGGCUAUACUGAGAAACACAGUUACACAACAGAAAAUUACCGACCGCUGAUCGUUCCACAAAUCCCUAAAACUUGAAACGUAGAGAGAACUUUAGCAUCCAUCUUACGUUCUGUCGCAUAGGCUACAUCUCCAUUGUACUUGAAAUCCGGGAUUUAUCAUGUCCAAACUCAGGUUCACGUAAAGUGACGUGAAUAAUUAAACGGUGUCAACAAGUGACGCUUUUUACACCUGGAUGUCCUAGUUUUUAUAUUAAUAAUAUGAGAUGGCUACACAAAUGCGAAUCGAUCAUUUUUUCAAAUCGGCUCGCGGCGGUAAUACUAAUUGUGCCGGAAAGCUAACCAAUCCUGGUCACUCCGCAAAUGUGUCUCCGAAGGGAAAAAGUAAAUUAUCCCUUAAAAGAUCGAUGUCGACAUUGACUUCGACAACUGGGAAUAAUAAAAGAAAGUCAAAUAAUCAAGCUUUGACUAAAUCAUCCACCAUGCCAGUGUCACGGAAGAUCAGUCAGUCGAAAAGUGAUUCCUCGAGAUUAGAAUGUUCAAUUUUACACGUGCAUGCAAAUUACUCAAUGGUCCCUGACACUCCAUCGAAAGCGAGCCCUUCAAGUAAUAAACGAAAAGCUUCCCCUACCAGUAUCGGUAACUCUCCAAAGAAGACACCGUCGAAGAUCGUAAGAAUAGUCUCUCACAGACAGAAUGGUCCUUACAGUCCUAGAAAACUGUUUUCUGAGAGGAUAGACGUUGACGCAACCAUGCAGGCUAUAGAGAACAUUAAUCUCACCAAGCAAGGUGCGAUACGUCCAAAUAAUUUCAACUUAGCAGAGGUUUAUUCCAAGCCAGACUUUGAUGUGGUUUACAGUCGUCCUAAUAAUGAUACAUCGAUAAGGUACGAUUGGAAGGACCUCAUCACUCCGAAGGAGAAACAUGCGGACAACCUUUUCAUGAUUCUAGUCGAAGUUUUCACAAAUCCUCUGAACUGUGGAUAUUUUAACGAUGCAGAACUAGACACAGCUGUUUCAAUCAUGUCUUUAAGUGCCAAGGCACAAAUGUUGCUAGCUAGAAUGUUGAAAAGGAAACUCUGCUGGCACAGAGUUGGACUCCUGUCAUACCCUGAAGUGGCCAAUAACUUGGAACCAUUCUUCGCAGAGUUGAUUGAGAAGAAGUUCUGUGACUCGUGUCUCGACAAAGAGGAUAUUUCCAUACUAUUACAGCUACUUCAAGUCGACGAGAUACGAAAAGUUUGUCAGAAAUUUAAAGUGGAUCACCGAGGCAAUAAGCCAAAGCUUGUAUCCGAAUUACUUAAAAUAUACAAUACAAGAAAGUCAUUGUUCCCUGGGGCGACAACUCCUAGUGAUGCUCUUCGUUCGAUGAUAGUCUCCGCAGUGGGCCUUUGUAUAAGAAUCUCAGAAAAUUUUCUAAGUCUUAUUCAGAGAGUCGUUGUACUCUUGAUUCCAAUGCAGGAUCCAAAGGAGAAACUUUCCGAUACCUUCUUAAUGUUAACGAAUGUCCUGCGAGGGGAUAUCAUUUAUCCAACAAUGCCAAAGGAACGUUACCCCAUUUUCGAGAGCAGAGAACACCUGAUACGUUACGUAGAGGGAAGGAACGCUCUGUCAAAGUAUUACGAAGCUGAUGAGAACAAAGAUUGGGAAACAGUCCGAUCACUUGGAAGACUGGCCUACAACACUUUAGCAUCCAUCCUCAAAGACGAGCAACCACGUUACGAUGGUGUGCCAUCCCACGUGAAGAAAUUCGUUCCGGAACAUGUCUGGGCGAAAGUCUUGUCGAAGAGCCUGGUGGCUUUCAAGAAAGAUGCUGAAAAUAUAUCGGAAGCUGUAAAGUAUCUGGAGCUGCUGUUAAACCAAGAUCACAUGCAGCAUUAUCGUGGCAAGUGGUACGGAGAAUUUGCUCUCAUUGAGAUGCACUACAGGAAGAACUUGGAAGCGAGUGCUGUGUUGACGGUGAACGCCCUUAAACAGGAAGACCUCACCGACGUCGACGUUUUCGAGAUGCUCGACAGAGCGAGAAAGCUGACGAGGAGAGCCAAAGGCAUCAAGUCCCAGACGAAGGAGCUGGUCCAUUCGAUUUCGCAGGAGAUCGCUCAGCGAUUUUCCGAAUUUGCACCGACGAGUAUUACCAUAACAGCCACCAUGGUACGCGGAAACCUUAGUGGAACGAAGAGCACCUGGGAGGUAGACAUCGGGGGCCAGGGAAAAGGAUACAUGAACGUGGAGACCCGAGCACUGCAUCACUAUUACAACGAAGGCUUCCCCUAUGGACUGCACUGCGAAGGGGCUCUUCCUGCAUUGUUUUUCACUGUCUUGUUCUGGGAAGAAUUGUACGGCUAUUUUGUUCCUGGAGCCUUCGUGUCCUGUUACCAGACUGCUCCGUUGGACCUGUACACCGUGGACUUUUAUGAGAACCGGAAGGGUGCCAUCGAUGAGAAGCUUCGGAUCCUUCGGUCCUUGGAUGUGGAGAGUCUUAGUGACACGAUGGUCAUUAGUUACCUUAAGUACAGACAAUAUGAGUCACUCAUGCCAAAUAAUCUCUUCAAGAACGAAUACGAUUUUAAGGAAGUAAUCGCAUGCCUUGGAACCAACGGUGUAAUUGGAAUCUGCGAAAGGAUGCUCAGUAAUUUCAAUCUCUGGAAAGCUGGCUUUCCAGAUCUUAUCGUGUGGAAUCCACUCACUACGGAAUGUAAAAUUGUCGAAGUCAAAGGUCCCGGUGAUUCAUUGUCGACUAAACAAAAGCUUUGGCUUCAGUAUUUGCAACGCAUCGGAAUCUGCACGGAAGUGUGUAUAGUUGAAGCAAAAGGUCACGCAAGGAAAUGCUGAAGAAAAGUGUAUAAACUUGGAAAUUACAUGGCUGCAUAUUUUACAAUGCAAUGUAUAGAAUUUGUUCCUCAUACAUUUUACACUUGUAACGAUUGCUUGUAUCGGAAUGAUAUUCAAAGUGUUAUUUAACAUAUAAGCAUUUAGAGUGCGAUCUACAUAUA